Messenger RNA from Trichomycterus rosablanca, 771 nucleotides. It is a transcript of the gene rbm8a, whose product is annotated as RNA binding motif protein 8A. Gene Ontology annotation, cellular component: nucleus; cytoplasm; exon-exon junction complex. The coding region runs from base 18 to 542 and encodes 174 amino acids. The transcript has 6 exons. Lineage: Eukaryota; Metazoa; Chordata; Actinopteri; Siluriformes; Trichomycteridae. The record is from RefSeq and is a predicted model, not a curated record. Gene Ontology annotation, molecular function: mRNA binding. Gene Ontology annotation, biological process: RNA splicing.
CUCGGAGAACAGACAGCAUGGCGGACGUGUUGGAUCUUCAUGAAGCGGGAGGAGAAGAUUUUCCUAUGGAUGAGGAUGGUGACGAAAGCAUUCACAAACUUAAGGAAAAAGCCAAGAAGAGGAAGGGUCGUGGAUUUGGAUCUGAGGAAGGAGCAAGAUCCAGAGUGAGAGAAGAUUAUGAUACAGUAGAGCAGGAUGGUGAUGAGCCUGGACCACAAAGAUCUGUUGAGGGCUGGAUUCUCUUUGUUACCGGGGUUCAUGAAGAGGCUACAGAAGAAGACAUUCACGACAAAUUUGCAGAGUAUGGAGAGAUUAAAAAUAUCCAUCUCAAUUUAGACAGAAGGACAGGUUACCUAAAAGGUUAUGCACUGGUUGAAUAUGAAACAUAUAAAGAAGCACAAGCUGCCAUGGAGGGGCUAAACAGCCAAGAACUCAUGGGUCAACCUAUCAGUGUGGACUGGGGCUUUGUUAGAGGGCCACCAAAGAGCAAGAGGAGGGGUGGAAGGAGACGCAGCAGAAGUCCAGACAGAAGACGGCGCUGAUUUCUCAGAGGUGUUUAACCUGUCAGCUGGACUACAUCACUGAUUCCCAUCAUCCGAACCAGCAUGUAAAAACAUGUCUCUGUUUUUUAAGGUUUUAGUGCUUAUGAUUUUUUUGUUUCUUUGUUUUCAUUUAAACAGUUACUUGGCUGCUGGUUGUGCAGUUUAUUCUGUAAGAGAGGAUGAUUGGCACUGCAGCAGUGUUUGUAAUAUUAAAAUUUUGUUUUGUGUA